AUGGCUUCUUCAUGGGAUAAUCGGGUUGCAUUCGUUGUUCGAUAUUUGUACGAUAUCGACUGCAAUGGUUACUUAGACGCGCACGACUUCCAUUGCUUGGCGCUGCGCUCUUGUGUGCUGGAAGGAAAAGGCGAGUGCAGUAAAGCACGCUUGCAGAAGUACCAGCACAUUAUGCUCAGCCUCUGGGAAGAGAUCGCCCAGAUGGCUGACUUCGACAAGGUGCCAGACUAUGAUGGUAUAGUAACAGUGGACGAAUUCAAACAGGCGGUUAUGAAUUGCUGUGUGGGCCGCCGAUAUGAAGAUUUCCCGCAAGCAAUGAAAGCAUUUAUUGAAUCAAAUUUCAGAAUGAUUGAUCUCAAUAGCGACGGGAUUUUAGCCUUAGAGGAAUACAGAUACGACUGCGUGCAAAGGAUAGUGUUGGAAGACAUCAAAAUCAUUGACGAGGCGUACUACUCCUUACUAAAUGUAAGUUAA
Messenger RNA from Parnassius apollo (apollo), 474 nucleotides. The record is from the annotation of a GenBank genome assembly. Lineage: Eukaryota; Metazoa; Arthropoda; Insecta; Lepidoptera; Papilionidae.